This is a messenger RNA of Coregonus sp. 'balchen', 11562 nucleotides long. The record is from the annotation of a GenBank genome assembly. NCBI's taxonomy places the organism in Eukaryota, Metazoa, Chordata, Actinopteri, Salmoniformes, Salmonidae.
GAAUAAUUACUUCCGGUUUCCACUGAACGCAAGCUUGUUGUUAGCCGGUCAGCUAGCUAGCCAAUUCUUCUACUUUCACAGAAUAUUUGCUCUAAAAAUACAAAAACAGACGCGUGGAUUCACCAAAAAGGUAAACCGUUACGUUGAAAAUGAAGUAUUCCAUAAAUAUAUAUGUCCCUGCUGGGCUUUACCGCGGCAACAUUUGCUAACGCCGGCUAGGUAGCUAGCUUAACCUAUUUGUUGGAAAGCGCUAGCUAGUCAACGUGAGCGACGCAUUAACUAGCUAAAUUAUCUACACAAAAUACCGCUAUCUUCUUUAAAUACACAUGUUAACUAGCUAAUUAAUCCAUAAAUUAUAGACCGCUAAAGUUGGCUUUCUGCAAAGACCGAGUACUAGCCUCUGAAAAGAGAUUAGCUAGCUAGCUACAUUGCUUACUUGCUUGCCAUGUCUAGCCAAGAAAGUACGGUAAUUAACUUGCUAGUUAUGUGAGCUAUCAGGUGAUGACAUAUACCUUUGACACACAAUUACAGAGUAACUCUUCUUUACAGUACACGUCAUCAUGGCAGCUGGUGCCGAUGUGAGAGAUAUUCUGGAGUUGGCCGGAGGGGACAAUGAUGGGCCGAUCAGUAAGAAGGAUUUCAUAAACUCAGAGAAGGUAAGAAUGAUGCCCUCUGCUGAGGACCUGUCUGUUGAUGGUUUGUGAGAGUGGCUUGUGUGGAACAACUUUGUGUCCAACUGUCCAUUGUUGAGUUUCAUUAGCACAAGCCUAUCAACUGACAGUCUAUAGUUUACAUCUAAAUUGCACAGGUGAUGAUCUGCAUGCACACUCACCUUUAAUCCCCCCAUUACAGAAAAAGGCCAAGAAAACGACCGAAACGUUGACCUUCAAGAGACCAGAGGGGAUGCACAGAGAGGUGUAUGCCCUGCUCUACUCAGACAAAAAGUAGGAACCCUGUUUGACCCAAACUCUCUCUGUCUGGCUGCCCUGCCUCUUGGGCUGAGUAUUAACUAUAGCCUCCAUAAUACUCCAUUCUUUUACUUUUAGAUGUGUGUGUGUGUGUGUGUAUGGUUGUGAAUUGCACUGUUGGAGCUAGGAAGACAAGCAUUUUGCUACACCCGCAGUAACAUCUGCUAAAUACACUACCAUUCAAAAGUUUGGACACACUCUCAAGCGGAUACACUCUAGUAAACCCAUUACCCUUUUCUACCACUUCUCCUUUGUGAUAGCACAUGGGUGCACCAUGUUCACCAUUGAAUUGUUUGACAUUCUGUACAUUUUACAUUUUAGUCAUUUAGCAGACGCUCUUAUCCAGAGCGACUUACAGUUAGUGAGUGCAUACAUUUUCAUACUGGCCCCCCUGUGGGAAACGAACCCACAACCCUGGCGUUGCAAGCGCCAUGCUCUACCAACUGAGCUACAGGGGACUAUUGUCUCUGCACCAAGCAGGGGAAUCACAAACACAUAGCAAACUAUACACACGCACAGUACCAGUCAAAAGUUUGGACACACCUACUCAUUCAAGGGUUUUUCUUUAUUUUUACUAUUUUCUACAUUGUAGAAUAAUAUUGAAGACAUCAAAACUAUGAAAAAAAACAUAUGGAAUCAUGUAGUAACCAAAAAAGUGUUAAACAAAUCAAAAUAUAUUUUAUAUUUGAGAUUCUUCAAAUAGCCACCAUUUGCCUUGAUGACGGCUUUGCACACGCUUGGCAUUCUCUCAACCAGCUUCAUGAGGAAGUCACCUGGAAUGCAUUUCAAUUAACAGGUGUGCCUUGUUAAAAGUUAAUUUGUGGAAUUUAUUUCCUUCUUAAUGCAUUUGAGCCAAUCAGUUGUGUUGUGACAAGGUAUACAGAAGAUAACCCUAUUUGGUAAAAGACCCAAGUCCAUAUUAUGGCAAGAACAGCUCAAAUAAGCAAAGAGAAAUGACAGGCCAUCAUUACUUUAAGACAUGAAGGUCAGUCAAUACGGAACAUUUCAAGAACUUUGAAAGUUUCUUCAAGUGCAGUCGCAAAAACCAUCAAGUGCUAUGAUGAAACUGGCUCUCAUGAGGACCACCGCAGGAAUGGAAGACCCAGAGUUACCUCUGCUGCAGAGGAUAAGUUCAUUAGAGUUACCAGCUUCAGACAUUGCAGCCCAAAUAAAUGGUUCACGGCGUUCAAGUCACAGACACAUCUCAACAUAAACUGUUCAGAGGGGACUGUGUGAAUCAGGCCUUCAUGGUAGAAUUGCAGCAAAGAAACCACUACUAAAGGACACCAAUAAGAAGAAGAGACCUGCUUGGGCCAAGAAACACGAGCAAUGGACAUUAGACCGGUGGAAAUCUGUCCUUGGGUCUGGAGUCCAAAUUGGCGAUUUUUGGUUCCAACCGCCGUGAGACGUGGUGAGGGUGAACGGAUGAUCUCCACAUGUGUAGUUCCCACCGUAAAGUAUGGAGGAGGAGGUGUUAUGGUGUGGGGGUGCUUUGCUGGUGACACUGUCUGUGAUUAAUUUAGAAUUCAAGGCACACUUAACCAGCAUGGCUCUCACAGCAUUCUGCAGCGAUACGCCAUCCCAUCUGGUUUGGGCUUAGUGGGACGAUCUAACACACCUCCAGGCUGUUUAAGGGCUAUUUUACCAAGAAGGAGAGUGAUGGAGUGUUGCAUCAGAUGACCUGGCCUCCACAAUUACCCGACCUCGACCCAUUUGAGAUGGUUUGGUAUGAGUCGGACAGCAGAGUGAAGGAAAAGCAGCCAACAAGUGCUAAGCGUAUAUGGGAACUCCUUCAAGACUGUUGGAAAAGCAUUCCAGGUGAAGCUGGUUGAGAGAAUGCCAAGAGUGUGCAAAGCUGCCAUCAAGGCAAAGGGUGGCUAUUUGAAGAAUCUCAAAUUUAAAAUAACAUUUGAUUUGUUUAACACUUUUUUGGUUACUACGUGAUUCCAUAUGUGUAAUUUCAUAGUUUUGAUGUCUUCACUAUUAUUCUACAGUGUAGAAAAUAGUAAAAAGAAAAACCCUUGAAUGAGUAGGUGUGUCCAAACCUUUGACUGUAUGUGUGUGACCAAUAAGAUUUGAUUUACUUGAACACUGAUCUCACAUAAAAUUGUAUUUACUUGUAAUUUAAUUUCUUUAUCGCUGCGUUAAUAGGGCGUGUCAUUGAAUUAGUAUUCUGACCACCACCUGUCUCUCAGCAGAGAUGCUCCCCCCCUGCUGCCCAGUGACACCACUCAGGGCUACCGGACAGUUAAAGCCAAGUUGGGCUGUAAGCGGGUUCGACCCUGGAAAUGGAUGCCCUUCACCAACCCAGCCCGCCGAGACGGAGCCGUCUUCCACCACUGGAGACGCAUGGCAGAGGAAGGCAAGGACUACCCCUUUGCCCGCUUCAACAAGGUAAUGAGAUAAUGGUUUCUCUCUCUGCUGUCAGUCAUUGUUUUUAUCUCUUCAUUGUUCUCUAUAUCACUGUUGGUCUCUCUCUCUCUGUGACCACCCGUCUCGCUCUCUUUCAAUUCAAAGGGGCUUCAUUGCCAAUGCAAUUGCAAAAAUCUUUCUCCGUCUCCCCCACUCUAGGCAGUGCAGGUGCCAGUGUACUCGGAGCAGGAGUACCAGAUGUAUCUCCAUGACGACGGCUGGACCAAGGCGGAGACGGACCACCUGUUUGACCUGUGCAAGCGCUUUGACCUGCGCUUCAUCGUCGUCCACGACCGCUACGACCAUCAGCAAUACAGAGUGAGGAGGCUAUCUAUGUCUGACAUUACACACACAUCCUACAUACAGUGCCUUUGGAAAGGAUUCACACCCCUUGACUUUUUCCACAUUUCAUUUGGUUACAGCCUUAUUCUAAAAUUGAUUAAAUUGUUUUUUCCCCCUCUCAAUCUACACACAAUACCCCAUAAUGACAAAGCAAAAAACAGGUUUUUAUAAAUGGUUGCUAAUUUUAAAAAAUGGAAAAAUAACAUUUAUAUAAGUAUUCAGACCCUUUAAUUGUUGAAGCACCUUUGGCACCGAUUACAGCCUCAAGUCUUCUUGGGUAUGACGCUACAAGCUUUGCACACCUGUAUUUGGGGAGUUUCUCCCAUUCUUUGCAGAUCCUCUCAAGCUCUGUCAGGUUGGAUGGGGAGCGUUGCUGCACAGCUAUUUUCAGGUCUCUCCAGAGAUGUUCGAUCGGGUUCAAGUCCGGGCUCUGGCUGGGCUACUCAAGGACAUUCAGAGACUUGUCCCGAAGCCACUCCUGCGUUGUCUUGGCUGUGUGCUUAGGGUUGUUGUCCUGUUGGAAGGUAAACCUUCGCCCCAGUCUGAGGUCCUGAGCUCUCUGGAGCAGGUUUGCGUCAAGGAUCUCUCUGUACUUUGCUCCGUUCAUCUUUGCCUCGAUCCUGACUAGUCUCUCAGUCCCAGCCGCUGAAAAACAUCCCCACAGCAUGAUGCUGCCACCACCAUGCUUCACCGUAGGGAUGGUGCCAGGUUUCCUCCAGACGUGACACUUGAAAUUCAUGCCAAAGAGUUAAAUCUUGGUUUCAUCAGACCAGAGAAUCUUGUUUCUCAUGGUCUGAGAGUCUUACAUUUACAUUUUAGUCAUUUAGCAGACGCUCUUAUCCAGAGCGACUUACAGUUAGCGAGUGCAUACAUUAUUAUUAUUUUAUUUUUUAAUUUUUUUAUGCUGGCCCCCCGUGGGAAUCGAACCCACAACCCUGGCGUUGCAAACGCCAUGCUCUACCAACUGAGCUACAUCCCUGCCGGCCAUUCCCUCCCCUACCCUGGACGACGCUGGGCCAAUUGUGCGCCGCCCCAUGGGUCUCCUGGUCGCGGCCGGCCAUGACAGAGCCUGGUCUUUAGGUGCCUUUUACUGAGGAGUGGCUUCCGUCUGGCCACUCUACCAUAAAGGCCUGAUUGGUGGAGUGGUGCAGAGAUGGUUGUCCUUCUGGAAGGUUCUCCCAUCUCAACAGAGGAACUGUAGAGCUCUGUCAGAAUGACCAUCGGGUUCUUGGUCACCUCCCUGACCAAGGCCCUUCUCCCCCGAUUGCUCAGUUUGGCCGGGCGGCCAGCUCUAGGAAGAGUCUUGGUGGUUCCAAACUUCUUCCAUUUAAGAAUGAUGGAGGCCACUGUGUUCUUGGGGACCUUCAAUGCUGCAGAAAUAUUUUGGUACCCUUCCCCAGAUCUGUGCCUUGACACAAUCCUACCUCGGAGCUCUACGGACAAUUCCUUCGACCUCAUGGCUUGGUUUUUGCUCUGACAUGCACUGUCAACUGUGGGACCUUAUCAAUUGAAUUUACCGCAGGUGGACUCCAAGGAGAAUCAAUGGAAACAGGAUGCACCUGAGAUCAAUUUCGAGUCUCAUAGCAAAGGGUCUGAAUACUUAUGUAAAUAAGGUAUUUCUGUUUUUUAUUUUUAAUAAAUGUGCAAACAUUUCUAAAACCUGUUUUCGCUUUGUCAUUACGGGGUAUUGUGUGUAGAUUGAUGAGGAUUACAAUUUUUUUCCCAUCCAUUUUAGAAUAAGGCUGUAACAUAACAACAUUUGGAAAAAGUCAAGGGGUCUGAAUACUUUCCGAAUACACUGUACAUCAUUUGAAUCCACAAAUCAGAAUCCAGAAAAGGAAUCAAAUAUUUCAAAACAUUUAGAUUGGAAUAUUGGAUUUUUUUAGAGGCAAAUAUUUGAUUGUGAUACUUCAUCGUGAAAUAUGUCUUCCCAUGAUAAUUGUACGUGCUGGAAACAUUUCUCUAUGUGUGCUUUCAGAAACGGUCAACAGAGGACCUGAAGGAACGUUACUACAACAUUUGCGGUAAGCUGACCAAGGUCCGCGCUGCAACGGGGACAGAGCCCAAGAUGUACGUAUUUGACGCGGGUCACGAGAGGCGCAGGAAAGAGCAGCUGGAGAGAUUAUUCAACCGCACGCCUGAUCAGGUUAGCAGCACCGCCCCAAAGACAAUUCCACUGUUAGUGUGGGAUAGUGCAAGAUAAUUGUUUUCUACUUACCCAGAGUCAGAAGAAAUCAUGGUUCCCAUUUUAUGUCUCUGCGUGCAGUUUGAAGGAAGUUGAAAGUAGAUUUGCGAGCCAUUGCUAACUAGCGUUAGCGCAAAUACUGGAAGUCUAAGGGUACAGCUACUGCGCGAACGCUACUUAGCAAUUUCAUGGUUAGCAUGAGGUCGUCUGACUCUGGGUUAAAGUAGAAAAAGGGCUUAAUUGCCAAAAUCUCACACUAUCCCUUUAAGGUGCAAUUACUUUCAGCCUUCGAUUCCUAUGAUGUAUCUGGUGUCUAACUCCUGGACGGAGUUCGGCAGGGUCGUGGGUUCGAUUCUCACUGGGAUCGCAUAACCUAAGACAGUAUACACUCACUAUUGUAAGUCGAUUUGGACAGAAGGACGGCUAUAUGGCAUAGGCCUACAUUAUUUAAUUUUAAUUAAAAAAAUGUUGGGGGGGUUGUUUUUAUCAGUGCCAAUCAAACGAGAUAGCAGUCACAUGAUUACCACAGCAACAAAACAUGAGCAAGAAGUGGGGGUUGAAACAGGAGUUAAAGAUGCUACAGUACCUAACCCAGGUGUUUGAUGGUGGACAUGUCAUUUGACCAGCCCACUAGUUUUUGUAGCUGCGCCAUGCAGCUUAGCCAGAAAAAUAACGUCCAGAAAGUAUGUUCUUCAAUACAUUUUUAUAGAAGUAUUUGGAUCAAACCACUUUUUUAAUUGCCUUUUUGGUGGCAGUUAGGGCACACAUGAACAAUUUCAUUCGAAUACAAUACAAUGUUAGAAGUAUUUCCUAGUAGAAACAGACCAGGUGAUAUAGGUAGAUUUGCAUCUAUCAAGCUGUGAAGGUAUUUAAUGUAUGUCCAGAGGUCAGAGACCAUUAUAUAAUUGGGAAUGCAUUCUGCUGUUUUAAUCCGGCGCUCACAUUGCACUUCCCCGUUUUGCCCUGAAGGUGGCAGAAGAGGAGUAUCUGAUGCAGGAGCUGCGGAAGAUGGAGAGCAGGAAAAAGGAUCGUGAGAAGAAGGCCCAGGACCUGCAGAAGCUCAUCACAGCAGCAGACACCAACACAGAGAUGAGACGCGCCGAGCGCAAGGCCACCAAGAAGAAGCUCCCGCUGAAACGAGAGAUGGAGAAACCGGUAUACACACACAAAAACACUCUCCCUUUCGCCCAAUCUCUUAAUAAGGAACCUGAUGCCACCCUGCUUGUUAGUUUGUCUUGUCUCUGUGCUCACCUCUGCUGUCUCCCUGUCUGUCCACAACCAGACUGUUCCUGAGACGGCAGGCAUCAAAUUCCCUGACUUCAAAUCAGCUGGAGUCACGCUACGCAGCCAGAGGGUAAGCAUGGCCAUACACUACAACUAUCAGUCACACAUUAUCUGUAUAGGAAUUGUAUAUGGGUUUGCUUAGAUGGUUCCCCCUUCAUUUUAAAAGGAUCACUUACUGGUCUAGUAUGGUCUCAUACUGUAGCAUGUGAUGUAUGCUCAUGGUUUGACCUGGCUCUGUCCCUCAAAUGGCACCCUAUUCCCAAUGUAGUGCACUACUAAAAAGUAGUGCACUACAUAGUAAAUAGUAGUGAUGGGGUAAAAAAAUCGACACCGUUAUAUAUCGCAAUUUUAUUUUUGGACAAUAUAAAUACGUUUGAGAUUUUUUGCUAGAUAGCGUUAGCUAGCGCUAGUCGGCUGUACCUGCGCCAAAACUCCGGUAUUUUUCAUCCUAUAGUUUGUUCUCCAUCUUCUUUUUAAAUAGUGAGCCAACAUGUUUUCAGAACUUUUUUUUUCCAUGACUGAUCAAAACUUGUUUUCUCAUGCGCUCUCUUGUCUCGCUGCAGCAGACAUAUAGUGAACAAUGUGUUUGGGGACAUCGAAUCGCAAUAAAAUCGCAGUAUCGAAUCGCAAUACAUAUAGAAUCGCAAUACAUAUCGUAUCAGCACCUAAGUAUGGUGAUAAUAUCAUAUUGUGAGGUCCCUGGCAAUUCCCAGCCCUAGUGAAUAGGGGGACAUUUGGGACACAGCCCUUGCUCUCAUUAGCAAAACCAUGAUUUAUGCCAUUUAGCGGCACGCUAAUAUCUAUAAGACGUACCAGAGGGUGCCUAUAAGACGUACCAGAGGGUGCCUAUAAGACGUACCAGAGGGUGCCUAUAAGACGUACCAGAGGGUGCCUAUAAGACGUACCAGAGGGUGCCUAUAAGACGUACCAGAGGGUGCCUAUAAGACGUACCAGAGGGUGCCUAUAAGACGUACCAGAGGGUGCCUAUAAGACGUACCAGAGGGUGCCUAUAAGACGUACCAGAGGGUGCUUAUUCAUCUCCAUGGCUGAUGGGGAGCUGUUGCUCUCUAUGGAAAAUGAAUUGGGGGUAAAGGAGUGGAGUGCUCCACAGAUAAUCUGUCAGACUCGGGCAGAUGAAGACAUUUUGAUUGGCCCCGCUGAAGUGCAUUUCAAACGAAUGAACCGUCAGAGGUGAGGACGUUUAUCGCCAUUCACCCUGACGUAUUAUUUUCUGUGCGUGUGUGUUACAGAUGAAGCUGCCGAGCUCGGUAGGCCAGAAGAAGAUCAAGGCCAUUGACCAGAUCCUGACAGAGAGGGAAGUGGGUGAGUUCAGUUAGUCAUAAUACCUACCAGCAUAAAUGUUACAAAAAGCAAACCAAGGCACUCUCUGACUCACACAAACACUAUAGUAACAACCAGACCUGGGUUCAAAUAUAUGUGUAUUAUUUGUUAUUGAAAUACUUUCUGUGUAUUAGAGUAUUUUCAAAUAAUGUGGCCCAAUUCAACUACUUCUGUUAGAAGUAUUUUCAAAUAGUUAUUUCCAAAUACAUUAUUUCAAAUACCAAACCGGCCUGGGUUAAAAGCAUGGGAGUGUGUUUGAGUCAGUGUAUUUGAGUAUUUUCAAAUACAUGCAAAUACUUUCUAAGUGUAUUUCCAAAAACAGUGUAUUUUCUUCAAAUAAAUAAUAUUGAAAUACUUACUUCCAAAUGACUUUCAAAGUAAUUGAAAUACCUAAAUACACUAAACAAAAAUAUAAACGCAAUAUGCAACAAUUUCAAUGAUUUUACUGAGUUAUUGUUCAGAUAAGGAAAUCAGUCAAUUGAAAUAAAUUCAUUAGGCCCUAAUCUAUGGAUUUCACAUGACUAGGAAUACAGAUAUGCAUCUGUUUGUCACAGAUACCUUUAAAAAAAGGUAGGGGCGUUGAUCAGAAAACCAGUCAGAAUCUGGUAUGACAACCAUUUGCUUCAUGGAGCACGACACAUCUCCUUUGCAUAGAGUUGAUCAAGUUGUUGAUUGUGGCCUUUGGAAUGUUGUCCCACUCUUCUUCAAUGGCUGUGCGAAGUUGCUGGAUAUUGGCGCGAACUGGAACACGCUGUCGUACACGUCGAUCCAGAGCAUGUCUGGUGAGUAUGCAGGACAUGGAAGAACUGGGACAUUUUCAGCUUCCAGGAAUUGUGUACAGAUUCUUGCAACAUGGGGCCGUGCAUCAUGCUGAAACAUAAGGUGAUGGCGGCGGAUGAAUGGCACGACAAUGGGCCUCAGGAUCUCGUCACGGUAUCUCUGUGCAUUCAAAUGGCCAUCGAUAAAAUCAAAUUGUGUUCGUUGUCCAUAGCUUAUGCCUGCCCAUACCAUAACCCCACCGCCACCAUGGGGCACUCUGUUCACAACGUUGACAUCAGCAAACUGCUCGCCCGGUACAAUUGAAACCAGGAUUAAUCCGUGAAGAGCAGACUUUUCCAGCAUGCCAGUGGCCAUCAAAGGUGAGCAUUUUCCCACUGAAGUCGGUUACGACGAUGACGAACUGCAGUCAGGUCAAGACCCUGGUGAGGAUGACGAGCACGUAGAUGAGCUUCCCUGAGACGGUUUCUGACAGUUUGUGCAGAAAUUCUUUGGUUGUGCAAACCCACAGUUUCAUCAGCUGUCCGGGUGGCUGGUCUCAGAUGAUCCCACUGGUGAAGAAGCUGGAUGUGGAGGUCCUGGGCUGGCGUGGUCUGCGAUUGAGGCCAGUUGGACGUACUGCCAAAUUCAAAAAUGACGUUGGAGUCGGCUUAUGGUAGAGAAAUUAACAUUUCAAUUAUCUGGCAACAGCUCUGGUGGACAUUCCUGCAGUCAGCACGAUCCUUCAAGUGGCCUUUUCUUAUCCCCAGCUCAAGGUGCACCUGUGUAAUGAUCAUACUGUUUAAUCCGCUUCUUGAUAUGCCACACCUGUCAGGUGGAUGGAUUAUAUUGGUAAAGGAGAAAUGCUCACUAACAGGGAUGUAAACAAAUUUGUUACCAACAUUUGAGAGAAAUAAGCUUUUUGUGCGUAUGAAAACUGUAUGCAAUCUUUUAUUUCUUAUUUAUUUUAUAUAUUUUAUGAAAUGUGGGACCAACACUUUACAUUUGUCAUUUAGCAGAUGUUCUUAUCCAGAGUGACUUACAGUUAGUGAGUGCAUACAUUUUUCAUACUGGCCCCCCGUGGGAAUCGAACCCACAACCCUGGCGUUGCAAGCGCCAUGCUCUACCAACUGAGCUACAUGUUGAGGCCUGAGCUACAUGUUGCGUUUUAAUAUUUUUGUUCAGUAUUUAAACCCAGGUCUGGUAAUAACAUCUACCAUUCCAAUCUGAAUAGAGCAAACACAGACCAAGGCACUCUGUCUAGGUAGUUGGAUUUAAAAAGCCUUUAAGUUGAUUUGUCCAUGUAGGUUAAGUAAAACAAGGCAAACCAUUUAGUUACUGCCAAUGCAUUGUGGUUCCACACAACCUUCACCAGGGCCUCAUAAAGUGGUGUGUGUAAAUCCUCUUUCCCUACCCUGCUCUCUCUGUGUAGACCUGAACCCUAUGCCCACGGAGGAGAUAGUCCAGAUGUUCAAUGAGCUGCGCAGUGACCUGGUGCUGGUCUAUGAGCUGAAGCAGGCCCACGGUAACUGUGAGUACGAACAACAGAUGCUACGCCACCGUUACGAGGCCCUGCUGAAGGCUGGAGGAGGAGGAGGGGGGGUCCCCGUCGGGCCCCCAGGAGGAGGAGGACUAGAAGCCCCUGGGGGCCCCGAGGUGCCCGCCUGGCCCGGCCCAGACGACAUCAAGGGCGAGGCCAAGGAGCAGAUCAUCGACGUGGUGGGAGCUCCGCUCACCCCCAACUCAGUAAGUAUCUCAGUCCACCCCACUCACACAAACCAUUAGGUACCAAACGGAAUUAAACAGACUGACACGGGAGGGACUACCUGAACUUGUCCAAUAAGAAAUGCCUGUUUUUGUUGUCCGUUGCAAUACGUUUUGAUAGUGUAUCCUAAUGAAUAAGACCCUGCUGUCUAACAGGAGUUAGCUGAAUAAAACUUGUCAAAGAGAAUACAUUUAGGAAAUGUUGCAAUGGGCACAGUCCUUAGUAUUCUCUCAUAGUUGCAUGUGAAAUUAGGCAGGCUUAUAUAUGUUCUGGACCAAUGGCUGACAGCCUUUGGUGCAUUUCUUUGUGUCUUUCCAGCGUAAACGCAGAGAAUCCGCAUCCAGCUCCUCGUCCAUCAAGAAGGUGAAGAAGCCGUAACGUGGACGUCAAGCCUUGGUGUUUUAUGGGACUGUGUAGGAGAGGAGAGUGGAUGAGGUCACAGCCACCCUGGCCUCGGUCGAGUGGCCCACGGAACAGAAGGCUGGAGAGAGGAGAGGGGGGGGGGGGGG